Molecule: messenger RNA, 2002 nt
Organism: Aspergillus homomorphus CBS 101889
Lineage: Eukaryota; Fungi; Ascomycota; Eurotiomycetes; Eurotiales; Aspergillaceae
Product: sterol esterase
Exons: 2
Coding region: 169-1617 (482 amino acids)
Biological process (GO): lipid metabolic process
Source: RefSeq, a predicted model, not a curated record
UGCAAUUUGACUCCUUUUCUAGGAGGCGAUCUUACUUCAUUGCUGGCUUUCCCAAUGAUGCGACGCUUACACUGCGCACUAUGAGCUACGGUGACCACUGAACUACUCGCUGUCUCUUUUUUCGAUCGACUGUUCAGUUUCUAGAGUGCGGUGAACUCUGGUUGCAUUAUGGCGCGCGUCCCGGUUAUUGGGAGGUUGUUUUGGUUUGAGUAUCUGGCUCUCUUUGGGUCGCUGAUCUUGGUGUUGCUGGAGUGGGUGAUACACAUCAUCACUUUCUGUCUGCCCGAACCUGUCAUUCGCUUCUGUUACGAUCGCUCCAAGACUAUCUUCAAUCUCCUUAUUCCUCCUGGGGAUGACUUAGACAGGCGGGAUAAUGAAGAAAAGAUCGCUGUAGCUGUGGCGCAGGCGUCCGACUUCACAGACAUUUGCUCUUUGUUUGGAUACCAAGCGGAGGAGCACAUCGUUCAGACGGGAGACGGCUACUUGCUCGGCCUGCACCGUCUCUCCUGUCGCAAGGGCGAGGAAGGAAAACGGGUCAACCAGGGGGAGGGGAGUAUCAAAAAGAAGGUCGUGUACCUUCACCAUGGGUUGAUGAUGUGCAGUGAGGUCUGGGUCUGCUUGUCCGAGGAACAGCGAUGUCUGCCUUUUCAACUGGUAGAGCGCGGCUACGACGUGUGGCUUGGAAAUAAUCGCGGUAACAAGUAUUCGAAGAAGUCCGUCAAGCAUUCGCCGUUGUCCAACGAGUUCUGGGAUUUCUCGAUCGAUCAGUUCUCCUUCCAUGACAUCCCCGACAGCAUUCGGUACAUCCUCGAAGUGACGGAGCAGCCCUCCCUGUCAUACAUUGGCUUCUCUCAAGGCUCGGCCCAGGCUUUCGCGACCCUCUCCAUUCAUCCGCUGUUGAACCAGAAGAUCGACGUCUUUGUGGCUCUCGCGCCCGCGAUGGCCCCGACGGGUCUCCCGAACCAUGUUGUGGACUCGCUGAUGAAGGCCUCGCCUAACUUCCUGUUCCUCCUGUUCGGCCGACGCAGCAUCCUCAGCUCAACCACCAUGUGGCAAACCAUACUCUACCCCCCUAUCUUCGUCUGGAUUAUUGACACGUCGCUUCGGGGUCUCUUCAACUGGAGAUGCAAGAGCAUCAGUCGCUGGCAAAAGCUGGCCGGAUACCUGCACCUGUUCUCGUUCACUAGCACCAAGUCGGUGGUGCACUGGUUCCAAAUCAUCCGCCACCGAAACUUUCAGUUCUACGACGAUGAGAUUCACGCGCCGCUCAGCAUCGUUGCCAGCGAGCGCUUCUACAAGCCGGUCAAGUACCCGACCAGAAACAUCAAGACGCCCAUCGUGCUGUUGUACGGUGGGAGCGACAGUCUGGUCGACAUCAAUAUCAUGCUAUCGGAGCUACCCAGCGGGACCGUGGCCAAGGAAAUCCCCGAGUACGAGCAUCUGGACUUCCUGUGGGCGCAUGAUGUGAACCAGCGGGUUUUCAGUCAUGUGUUCGACGCCCUGGAGCAGCAUGACCGCAAGGUGAAGGGGUCGGAUCAAGUCAAUGGUGUCAAAGAGAUGGCAGAAUCCGAUUGGGUUUGCGGUCUGACGGACCUGUCUGCAGCUUCGGCUCGAUAAGCAGGGAUGCAGUUGAGGAGAGGUUGCCUGUACAUGAUAGAAGCAAAGACCCGACAGGGUCGAAGGGACAUCCUACCGACCUUAGGGCGCCCAUCGAGCGAGGAAGUCUUCGGAGGGGAGGGAACGCUAGCACAUAUCGCCCAUCAGCGGCUUGGAUCCAAUUGGCUGUUUUGGCGCAGAGGGACAUAUAGAUGCAUAGUACUUUCCUAAACAGUCAUGAUGGAUUGCAGUGUAUUCUGCAGGAAGAUCAUAGGAUCGCUUCGCUUAGAAAGAUUCGGCCGGCAGAAUGAAGGUUUUGUGUCUAGAAUUGAAUGCGGCGAUGCAUGUCACUUGGCGAGUCAUCUUUGUACAGCACAUGAAUGCUUAUCAGCCGUCUAGUAUAGCC